Molecule: messenger RNA, 1323 nt
Organism: Gryllus bimaculatus (two-spotted cricket)
Lineage: Eukaryota; Metazoa; Arthropoda; Insecta; Orthoptera; Gryllidae
Source: the annotation of a GenBank genome assembly
AUGUAUAUUGGAGUGUUAACUAUUGCAGUGUUGUGUUUCCCUGGCUUUGUGAUUUGUGCUCUCUCUCAUGAUGUGGAAUUCAUACCAGAAGAAUUGAAGACUCCUGGUGCUGACAAACUUGGUCGUAGUUUGUCUUUAGGUAUUGCAAGAAAUGAACGUCAUCGAAGAGAUCAAGAAGAAAAAACUGUUCAGAAGGAAAUUGAUAUAGACCAAACUGCAUCUGGUUCAGAACUUGUGAGUCCAGGUUUUGACAUUGGGUAUGGUGAAUUAGGGCAGUAUGUACAUGGUGGUCAGCAGGCUGGUGGGCGUUUUAUUCAGCGUCAAGAUGCUGGAAAUUCUCAUGGAGAAGUGGGUUUCUAUGGAAAUGCAGGUAGAAAAGGAUCAGCGGGCCAUCUUUCAGAUGAUGCAUAUAUUGCUAAUCAUGCAGCAGCACAUGGUGAUCAUUCUGAUUCUGGUUUCUAUGGUAAUAUUGGAGGGGCUCAGCGAGGAUACAAUGUUGCAAAUGCACAGUAUGGAUCACAGGCUUUAAAUAGAAAAGGGUUAGCUGCAUCUAGUCUAGGAUCAAAGGGUGGUUACCGCAAAGGGCAUCAUUCAUCUGGUUUUCACAAUUCUUAUCAUAAGGAUGAAUCUGGAAAUAAUACAAGUUACUAUGAUGAGGCAGUUGAUGAUGGUGGGCAUUUUUUCUUUGAUGCUCGUGAUGGAGCAUUCAAGGAUCAAGCAGGCAAUGCAUUUAAAGGUGCAUUCCAAGAUGGUGCUUUCCUAAAUGCAGCAAAAGGCAAUGAGGGACAGUAUGGAGCUGCUCAGGGGUAUAAUGAUGUUAGAGGGCAAAAGGGUAAUUAUGGUAGAGGUGAAUUUUUUAAUGAUGCUCAAGGGUACGGACAACAAAAAGGCAAUGAAAGAUACAAUCAAGUUGCACAUUUAGGUCAAUCUGAAGGAGGUGGUGCAGUGUAUGGAAAUGCAGGUGCUGGUGAAACAUAUGGUCAUGUAGUAAAUAAACCGUAUGGUAAUCUUGCAUACAAUCUUCCAAAACAGGUACCUGUAGUGUAUGAACAAAUCACAGAUCCAGUUGUGCAGAAUUAUCCUGUCCAAGGUAAAGAUUACUAUCAUUACCCUACUUAUGAUUAUUAUCCAGUAGGAAGCUAUGGACCUUCAAGUUCUGAUCAUUAUGAAAAAGCUCUUUUCACUGGUGUUAAGGAGCCUUUGCACUAUGAGGGAGUCAAAGGUCAAGGAUAUGCUACUUAUGUGAACCCUUUACCAUAUGUUUCACAUUCAUCAGAUGUAUCGGAUAAGUAUUAUGGAACAUAUAGAGGAGUAACUUAUUGA